Molecule: messenger RNA, 837 nt
Organism: Rhincodon typus (whale shark)
Lineage: Eukaryota; Metazoa; Chordata; Chondrichthyes; Orectolobiformes; Rhincodontidae
Product: mRNA-capping enzyme-like
Exons: 6
Coding region: 1-837 (278 amino acids)
Biological process (GO): dephosphorylation; 7-methylguanosine mRNA capping
Molecular function (GO): protein tyrosine/serine/threonine phosphatase activity; ATP binding; mRNA guanylyltransferase activity
Source: RefSeq, a predicted model, not a curated record
AUGGAGUUUGCAGCAAAGAAAAUCAGUUCUUACUUUCAUUAUAAAAUCUGUUUUGCAGGAGUACACUGUACACAUGGCUUCAAUCGAACUGGGUUCCUCAUUUGUGCUUACUUGGUGGAGAAAAUGGAUUGGAGCAUUGAAGCAGCUGUUGCUACUUUUGCUCAGGCAAGACCUCCUGGCAUUUAUAAAGGGGAAUACCUGCAAGAACUCUUCAGUCGCUAUGGUGAGGUUGAAGAUGCUCCUCCUCCACCAGAAAGACCAGAUUGGUGCUUUGAGGAUGACGAUGAAAACGUUGAUGAUGAUGGUUGUAGGAUCAGUAAAGACUCAGAACCUGGGUCUUCAGGCUACAACUCAUGCAAAAGGAGAAAGGAGCGAAUUAAAUUGGGAGCAAUUUUUCUGGAAGGCAUGCUAGUUAAAGGAGUGACGCAAAUCACAAUCCUGUCCAAGUUAUCAGAGAUCCAAAGAAAAUGUCAGCAGUUCUGUGGAUGGGAAAGGGCAGGAUUUCCUGGAGCACAGCCUGUUUCCAUGGACAAACAGAAUAUUAAAUUUCUCGAACAAAAGCCAUAUAAAGUCAGCUGGAAAGCAGAUGGGGUACGUCUUAUACUAAAGAGAAGUGCAGAUGCAACAAAAUCUUACUUGACAAAAUCUGAGCAACUUCUCAGAGUGGACGAUCAUGAUUUCACAAUGAGACCUGGAUUUGGAGGAAAUUCGUUGCGUGUCAACGAGCACAAUUUCCCGUAUUCCCGGGGAUUUAGGGAAAUCCCACAGCAAAAGAAGUGGAAAUCAUUGCCACACAACGUGUCAUUGAACAAGAAUUCGAAUUUCGAUCUGAAUUGA